UCGACUCAAUCCUUGUAUGGUACUUUACUCACUUGCAACGCUAAAAACGGCCGCGGACGUCGGAAUGCAAACCGCCUCUCCGAACUUUUUGAUCCAUACAACUUCCUCAAGGCGUUUGGCCUUUUUUUCCCAACAUAUGAUGAUUUACUACCCGACUUCAUUAUAAUGUCUCUUGCACCACUCUCUCGAGGGUUGACAACGUCAGCAGCCUCAUCUGCUGCUCGACUGUGUCGAUCCUCGCUAUCGCGCUCCGUCGCAUCAUGGAAUUGUUCUCCAAACAAGCUCCAACUCCCACGCGCAAGUUCCCUCCAUAACGCCCUUCCUCCAUCUCCAUUCCUUACACGAUCCUUCUCCUCAACCCCCUCCAUCCACUCCUCUCUCUUCCGCCAAACCUCCGACAAAACGCAAUUCUCAAACCCAUCAUCUCCUCCUGAAGACCAACAACAACAACCACCCCACGAGACACACCCCCAGGAAGAUGUCGAACCAGAAGUAUAUUACAGUCCCUACCAGCCAAAGCGACCCUGGCCACCAGACAUGUCGAAGCUCUCGAAGAAGCAUCAAUUUCGACUCGAGCGCAAGUAUCGACGGCGCGCGGCGCUCAAGUACGCACGGCCGAAGUGGACGAAAGCGACGAAGUUGGUGCAGUGGGGGAUUAUUGGAUUCGUCCUGAUAUACGCCAUUCUAUUCAUGGAUUGGGAUCCUCAAGAUAAUCCCGUUGAGGAGGUCCGAAAGGAAUUCUUCUCCGGUAUGAAUUCGAUUUUCUCACACCCACAGCCUCCUUCGCCCGUUCACAGAGCGGAAGAUCGAGAAAAGCGCUAGUGGGGAAGACACAGGUCCAUGCGAGAUUCUAAUUGAUUUACACUGGAGUAUUUUUUGGAUAAUCUAGGCUGUUAGCUAGUUAGUAUUGUAUGGAGUAAACGGGAAAUAGUGAAGGCCGUGACUCCUCUGUACAAUUAUGGGUGCAAAGAAAGUGUUCGUCUCCGCUCAGAGUCCCAUUCCUCGGCCCCGUCGAGAAACCGAUUAGUUGUCUCGACGAAGGACGGCAAACUAUAUCCCAUAGCUGUCGAUUUAUUUCUCAACCCAUAUUGGAAGUCGUCCGCCGGUUGAUAUAUAUGUAUACUACAGGAAAGAAACGCUAUACAAUGCAAGCAUUAGUUAUGCCAUCUACCAUAGAGAUUCAAUGGCGUCAACCUCUAGAAGACUUAUGCUGCAUCUUUCUUUGUAGAAA
This is a messenger RNA of Paecilomyces variotii, 1231 nucleotides long. RefSeq lists its product as hypothetical. The coding region runs from base 166 to 822 and encodes 218 amino acids. Lineage: Eukaryota; Fungi; Ascomycota; Eurotiomycetes; Eurotiales; Thermoascaceae. The transcript is spliced from 4 exons. The record is from RefSeq and is a predicted model, not a curated record.